AUGGCACCGUGCGGUACUCCCCCGCGCCUACUCGCGCUCGUUGUCGCGUGGGUGGCGGCGGUGGCGCUCCUGUCGCUGCCGGUGGUGCGAGCCGGCAUCAACCGGGACACCGUCAUCGAUUCCUCGCAAUUGGCGGUGCUGCGCUCUCUGGCCACGGAGUGGGGCCGCGGGUUCAACUACUCGGGCGCGUGGUCGUCGAAGCAGCCGCCGAAGCGCUGCGUGGCGUACCCCGGGAUCAUCUGCAACGACAAGGGUAUCAUCGUCGGACUGAACGUGAGCAACACCAACAUCAACGGCACAAUCAAGGGACUCAACGCCCUUACUGCGCUCGCCUUGCUCGACAUGAGCCAGAAUCCCAUCAAGGACGUGACUCCCCUCGGCCCCCUCACCAAUCUCGUCUACCUCAACCUACAGGCGCUGGACAUUGAAAAGGCACCCAACGCACUCGGCAACCUGGGUUUGCUCAAGCACCUGAACCUGAAUCAGAACUAUCUAUCAACUCCACUACCACCAUUCGUCACGGCCCUAACUGCCCUCACCCACCUGGACCUUGGGUUCAACGACUUAAGCGGAUCCCUCCCUCCUGGCUUCGGCAACUUGAAGAACCUGAAGAAGCUAGUGUUGUCGCACGGUGGUGAUGCUCUGGGCGGCAAACUGCCACCCUCCUUCUCCUCCCUCACCAAGCUGCGGGAGCUGUACAUGAACGACAAUGCGUUUGGGGGCAGCAUCCCUGCAUACAUCGGAAGCUUCGUCUCUCUUUCCUACCUGCGGCUGAGCAACAACAUGUUUUCGGGCAGCAUCCCCAAGGACCUCUCACGCCUCAAGAGCCUGCAGUUCCUGGGGUUGCGCUACAACUGGCUGACAGGGUCUAUCCCCGCGGCCCUCGCCUCCCUCUCCAAGCUCACCUACCUAGCAGCAGAGGACAAACGCAUGCUCUCUCCGGAGAGAGCAGCAGAGGACAAACACAUGCUCUCUCUGGAGAGAGCAGCAGAGGACAAACACAUGCUCUCUCCGGAGAGAGCAGCAGAGGACAAACACAUGCUCUCUCUGGAGAGAGCAGCAGAGGACAAACACAUGCUCUCUCUGGAGAGAGCAGCAGAGGACAAACACAUGCUCUCUCCGGAGAGAGCAGCAGAGGACAAACACAUGCUCUCUCCGGAGAGAGCAGCAGAGGACAAACGCAUGCUCUCUCUGGAGAGAGCAGCGGAGGACAAACGCAUGCUCUCUCCGGAGAGAGCAGCGGAGGACAAACGCAUGCUCUCUCCGGAGAGAGCAGCAGAGGACAAACACAUGCUCUCUCCGGAGAGAGCAGCAGAGGACAAACACAUGCUCUCUCUGGAGAGAGCAGCGGAGGAUAAACCCAUGCUCUCUCUGGAGAGAGCAGCGGAGGACAAACACAUGCUCUCUCUGGAGAGAGCAGCAGAGGACAAACACAUGCUCUCUCCGGAGAGAGCAGCGGAGGACAUCAACCUAGAGAGCAACUAUCUAUCCGGGACUCUCCCCAACAUCGACCGACUCAAGCUGCUCACCGACAUCAAUGUGCGCUCCAACUAUCUCAGUGGCACCAUCCCUCCACGCUACCUGCUGCUACCGUACCACAGCCUGGCAUCUAAUUACUUCGUGGGGGAGGUGUCAUACAAGGCCAAGAACGGCACUUCCCUCUGCCCUGGCGAGUCUGACGUGGAAAGCAACUGCCUGCGCCUCAAGUGGUGGGACAAGAAGACAUGCGGCAACAAGCCACCUCAGCGCAGCGCAGAAGCCUGUUGGACGUUCUGCCGGGCGGCAAGCAAGCUCGGCACGUGUGGGCGGCGGGGCGUGUGUGUACCGGCCAGCUUGCGCAAGAACGACAGCGCCGUGGUGUAUGCUGCCUGCCGUUGCCAGAAGGGCGCUGCUGCCACGGCCGACAACCAGUACUGCGUGAAAGUGACAAAAAAUCUGGUGCGUAAGGCCUGUCCCCCUAACCCCAAGUGCCCUCCCAACAGCAUCUGUCAACCCAACUUCCUCUCCCCUCUCGGCUACCGCUGUGCUUGCACCAAGGGUUACCUCCCCGUGGCAGAGAACUACUGGACCGUUACCAAGUGCGUUGCUAUAGAGGUGUAG
This is a messenger RNA of Closterium sp. Yama58-4, 2100 nucleotides long. NCBI's taxonomy places the organism in Eukaryota, Viridiplantae, Streptophyta, Zygnematophyceae, Desmidiales, Closteriaceae. The record is from the annotation of a GenBank genome assembly.